UCCGGCGCUGAGGCGGCUACCGGGAGGCAGGCGGCGCGGAGCUCGCCCUGGCGCUGUCCAACAUGGAGGAGCGGCCGGCCGCGGGCGUCGCCUGCGGACCGCGCUGAGCCCGCGCUCAUCCCCCCCGCGCACCGGGCAGCCGAGAGGGCCCCGAGCCUCCCGGGCUGGGCAGCCUGCACGCUUCGGGGCGGACCCCGGCUGGCGGGGCUCGGGCGGCCGCGGGCUUCUGCACCGGGACGUGUCCCGCCGAGAGCCAUGGGCAACGAGGCGAGCUUGGAAGGGGAAGGGCUCCCCGAAGGUCUGGCGGCGGCCGCAGGCGGGGCUGGCGGCUCGGGGAGCGCCCUGCACCCCGGAAUCCCAGCCGGCAUGGAGGCGGACCUGAGCCAGCUGAGCGAGGAGGAGAGGAGACAGAUCGCUGCUGUCAUGUCAAGGGCGCAGGGGCUGCCCAAGGGAAGCGUCCCCGCGGCCGCUGCGGAGUCGCCUUCUAUGCACAGGAAACAAGAGUUGGAUAGUAGUCAGUCUCCCAAGCAACCCGGAAAGCCCCCGGACCCUGGGCGUCCCGCUCAGCCUGGACUCAGUAAAAGCAGAACUACAGAUACAUUUAGGUCGGAGCAGAAGUUGCCUGGAAGGAGUCCAUCCACUAUUAGCUUGAAAGAAUCAAAGUCCAGAACUGAUUUUAAGGAAGAGUAUAAGCCUAGUUUGAUGCCUGGUUUCUUCUCAGACGUUAACCCUUUAAGUGCUGUCUCCUCUGUAGUAAAUAAAUUCAACCCUUUUGAUUUGAUAUCGGACUCUGAGGCAUCCCAGGAGGAAACAACACGGAAACAAAAAGUUGUUCAGAAGGACCAGGGGAAAUCGGAAGGAAUCACAAAACCUCCCUUACAACAGCCCUCACCCAAGUCGGUUCCGAAACAGCAAGGGCCAGUGAAGGAAGGGUUACAGCAUGACCCCUCUCCCAAGUCAGCAUCUUCCCAACAAGCAGAAAAAAUAAAACCACAAGCCCCCAGCACAGGAAAGCCUUCCCAGGCAUCUUCCCAGCCUCCACAGACGGACCAGACAAAGCUGCCUAUUGAAAGAGACGCAGCCAGGCCUCAGACUAAACCUUCAGAACCAGGAAAGCCUUCCCAGCAGAGCCCAGCCAAAACACCAGCUCAGCAAGCAAGUCCUGGGAAAUCUGCAGCCCAACAACCCGGACCUACAAAGGCCACAGUCCAGCAGUCAGGGCCAACAAAGUCCCCAGCUCAACCUGCAGGGACAGUGAAGGCCCCAGUGCAACCUCCAGUGACAUCCAAGCCGUCAGUGCAGCAGGCUGGAGUCGAGAAGACUUCAUCUCAGCAGCCCGGGCCAAAGCCUUUAACUCAAACUCCUGGUCUUGGAAAGAUUCCACCAGGACCGGUAAAGUCCCCGGCUCAGCAGCCAGGAACAACAAAACUCCCAGCUCAACAAACUGGCCCACAGCCUCCAGCUAAGGUACCUGGGCCUACAAAGACUCCUCCAACUCAGCAAUCUGGACCUGGGAAGACACCAGCUCAACAGCCAGGCCCAGCAAAGUCUUCACCUCAGCAACCUGUUCCAGCAAAGCCUCAGCCUCAGCCUCAGCAGCCUACCCCAGUGAAACCCCAGCCUCAGCAGCCAGCUCCUACAAAGCCUCCACAACAGACCACUCCAGCAAAGCCCCAGCCUCAACAGCCCACCCCAGCAAAACCCCAGCCUCAACAGCUCACCCCAGCAAAACCCCAGCCGCCUCAACAGCCCACCCCAGCAAAACCCCAGCCUCAACAGCCCACGCCAGCAAAGCCCCAGCCUCAACAGCCCACCCCAGCAAAGCCCCAGCCUCAACAGCCCACCCCAGCAAAACCCCAGCCACACCAGCCCACUCCAGCAAAACCCCAGCCUCAACAGCCCACCCCAGGGAAACCCUCAACUCAACAACCCGCUCCAGCGAAACCCUCAGCUCAACAGCCUGUGAAACCGACAAGCCAAACGGUCUCUGGAAGACCUCUACAGCCACCACCGACUUCUGCAGCACAGACUCCAGGACAAGACCUCUCCAAAACCAUCUGCCCCCUUUGCAACACCACUCAACUUCUGUUGCAUAGUCCAGAAAAGGCCAAUUUUAACACAUGCACUGAGUGUCAGACCACCGUCUGUAGCCUCUGUGGUUUUAACCCCAAUCCUCACUUAACCGAGAUCAAAGAGUGGCUUUGUUUAAACUGUCAGAUGCAAAGAGCUCUGGGAGGUGAACUGGCUCCAGUCCCAUCCUCACCCCAGCCCAUCCCGAAGGCUGCCUCUGUACCUCCUGCAGCCGCGGCCAGCAAGCCACCGGUACCAUCACAGCCUGCUUCCCCCAAGAAGGAACCUCCACCCAAACAGGACAGCCCCAAAGCGCCUGAGUCGAAAAAGCCACCGCCGCUAGUGAAGCAGCCAACCCUUCACGGACCUACCCCAGCUACAACCCCAAAGCCUCCAGUGGCAGAGGCCUUACCUGAGCCAGUCCCUCCCAAGGAGCCGUCUGCACCCCUACCUGAACAAGUCAAGGCACCUGUUGCAGAUGUUAAACCAAAGCAGCCCAAGACGGCAGAGCCGCGCCCUGACAUUCAGUCUUCAGCGGCGGCAACAAGGCCUGAUGUUCCGAGCUCUCAGGUGCAGCCACAGGCUCAAGUGCAAACAGCCCCUCCUUUGAAAACGGACUCUGCCAAACCUUCCCACAGUUUCCCACCAACAGGAGAAAAAACCACCCCAUCUGAUUCUAAAGCCAUGCCUAGGCCUGCGUCAGACUCAAAAAUUAUUUCACAUCCGGGGCCCAGUUCUGAGAGCAAGGAUCCAAAACACGUUGAUCCAGCUCCCAGAAAGGAAGAGCCUAAGAAAGCACAAACCAAGAUGAGUCCUAAACCAGAUGCCAAGCCAGUGCCAAAGGGGUCACCGACACCCUCUGGCCCACGACCUACCCCUAGUCAAGCUGCACCCCCAUCUCACCAGCCCGUAAAGCCUCAGGAGCAACCAAGGCGGUUCAGUUUGAAUCUGGGUAGUAUCACGGACGCCCCCAAAUCACAACCCACAACUCCUCAAGAAACGGUGACAGGGAAGCUGUUUGGGUUUGGAGCAUCCAUCUUUAGCCAAGCAUCAAACUUAAUUUCCACAGCAGGCCAGCCCGGACCUCAUCCACAGACUGGGCCGGCGGCCCCAACGAAGCAAGCCCCGACUCCAUCACAGACUCCUGCAGCUCCUAAACCCACAGGUCAGCUUCCACCAGCACCUGCUAAGGUGCCACCUGUGAGGAAGGAAACAAAGGCUCCGGCCACUGAGAGCUUAGAGUCCAAACCCGAGCAAGCUCCAGCAGCGAAGAGGCUAGAAAAAGACAAGAAGCCCCCACCCGGUAAGGUCAGCAAACCUCCACCCGCUGAGCCUGACAAGACCACCAAAUCGGAGCCAACCUGUCCGCUCUGCAAAACUGAACUCAACAUAGGCUCUCAGGAUCCUCCCAACUUCAACACUUGUACAGAGUGCAAGAGUCAAGUGUGCAAUCUCUGUGGAUUUAACCCAACACCCCACUUGACGGAGAUUCAAGAAUGGCUUUGUUUAAAUUGCCAGACGCAGAGAGCAAUUUCAGGACAGCUUGGAGAUACAGGCAAAAUGCCUCCUGUAUCGUCAGGACCCAAGGCAUCUCCUGUGCCUGCCCCUGCCGAACCACCGUCUCAGAAAACACCGAGGGCCCCUGUAAAAGAUAAAAAGAAGGAAGCAGAAGUCAAAACUGAAACUGAAAAACUUAUUCCAGAAAAAGAAACACCAUUAAUUGAGAAAACCCCUGCAACGGUCACCAUAGAUCAAAAACCAGAAGAGAGUAAAGUAGAGAAAGGCAAAAUUUCAGCCUGGAAAGAAAAGAAAUCACCCUCUGAAGAGGAAAAACCACUCCCCGAAGAUAAAACGAGAAAGAAGCCGCUUGACGAAAAGUCGGCACCUGCUGAAGCAAAACCACCCCUUGAAGGAAAGAAGCCAACCCCUGGGGAUAAGGAGUUACCCCCAGAAGUAAAGCCACUGGCCUUGGAGGGGGAAGAGAAACCUGAAAUACUUCAAGCUCAAGCACAAAUUCCUGAAGAGCCCACAGCAGGGGUGGCUGCCAAGGCAGUGGGAGAAGAGGGGCAGCCCAAGGCCAGGACUGAAGAUCUGCCAAGGGACACACCUCAGCCUUUGCCCAAGGAAGGAGGGAGGGAAAGCGGUGCAGAGAAACCGCCACCGGUGGAAGGCAGCGCCAAGUCUGACCUGGUGGGGCCUGGCAAAGACAAACCAGAAAAGGAAGAGGACAAGUCUGACACCUCCAGUUCUCAGCAGCCCAAGAGUCCACAAGGUCUGAGUGACACGGGCUACUCUUCUGAUGGAAUAUCAGGUUCUCUUGGUGAAAUCCCAAGUCUUAUACCAAGCGAUGACAAAGAUUUUCUCAAAGGACUCAAAAAGGACUCUUUCUCACAAGAAAGCAGCCCUUCCAGCCCCUCGGACCUAGCGAAGCUGGAAAGCACAGUACUAUCCAUAUUGGAAGCUCAGGCGAGUACACUGGGUGAUAAAUCAGAAAAGAAAGCACAGCCCCAGAAGGUUUCUCCUGAGCAGCCUCAGGACCAACAAAAGCCUCAGAUCCAGUCUGAAAUGCUGGAUAUUACUAUUUCGGAAGAAGAGGUCAAAGAGAGCCAAGAAAAGAAAGAAAGUUCCAAAAGGGAUAGCCAACAAGGCUUUCCUUCCAGGAAGGACCAUAAAGAAAAGCCUGAUCUGGUUGAUGACCUAAGUCCAAGAAGAGCAUCCUAUGAUUCCGUGGAAGACAGCAGCGAAAGUGAAAACUCCCCUGUUGUACGUCGAAAGCGGAGAACUAGUGUUGGCUCCUCAAGCAGCGAUGAAUAUAAACAGGAAGACAGUCAAGGUUCUGGGGAAGAGGAGGACUUCAUACGAAAACAGAUUCUCGAAAUGAGUGCGGAUGAGGAUGCUUCUGCCUCUGAAGACGAUGAGUUCAUCAGGAGUCAGCUCAAAGAGAUUGGCGGUCUUCCUGAGAGCCAGAAAAGGGAAGAAGCCAAAAGCAAAGGGAAAGGCACAGUGGGGAAGCACAGACGACCGACUCGCAAGAGUACCACUAGCUUUGAUGAUGACGCAGGGAGACGUCAUUCCUGGCAUGACGAAGACGACGAAACAUUUGAUGAAAGUCCUGAGCUCAAAUUCCGAGAAACUAAAAGUCAGGAGAGCGAAGAACUUGUCGUUGCUGGAGGCGGAGGGUUACGUCGCUUUAAGACGAUAGAACUCAACAGCACGACGGCAGAUAAAUACUCCGCGGAAUCCUCUCAGAAAAAAACAACUUUGUAUUUUGACGAAGAGCCAGAAUUAGAAAUGGAAAGCCUGACAGACUCACCUGAGGACAGAUCUAGGGGAGAGGGGUCCUCUAGUCUCCACGCAUCCAGCUUCACUCCUGGCACGUCCCCUACAUCGGUGUCGUCACUUGAUGAGGACAGCGACAGCAGCCCCAGCCACAAGAAAGGUGAAAGCAAACAGCAGCGCAAAGCGCGGCACCGGACACAUGGCCCUCUCUUGCCCACCAUCGAAGAUUCUUCGGAGGAAGAAGAAUUGAGAGAGGAAGAAGAGUUGCUAAAAGAGCAAGAGAAGCAGCGGGAAUUAGAGCAGCAACAAAGGAAGAGCUCUAGUAAGAAAUCAAAGAAAGACAAAGAUGAACUUCGAGCUCAGAGAAGGAGAGAAAGACCCAAGACGCCACCCAGUAAUCUCUCUCCCAUUGAGGAUGCAUCUCCCACAGAAGAAUUGCGCCAGGCGGCAGAAAUGGAGGAGCUCCAUAGGUCCUCUUGUUCAGAAUACUCACCUAGCAUAGAAUCCGACCCGGAAGGAUUUGAAAUAAGCCCUGAGAAAAUAAUAGAAGUUCAGAAAGUUUAUAAAUUGCCCACAGCUGUGUCUUUGUACUCACCCACAGAUGAGCAAUCUGUGAUGCAGAAAGAAGGUGUUCAGAAGGCCCUGAGGAGUGCCGAGGAGAUGUAUGAAGAAAUGAUGCAUAAAACCCAAAAGUACAAAUCUUUCCCAGCUGCAAAUGAGCGAGAUGAAGUGUUUGAAAAAGAGCCGCUGUACGGGGGCAUGCUAAUAGAGGACUACAUUUAUGAAUCUUUAGUAGAGGACACAUACAAUGGAUCUGUAGAUAGCAGCCUGCUCACAAGGCAAGAAGAACAAAAUGGAUUUCUGCAGCAGAGAGGGAGAGAGCAAAAGAUAAGACUCCCCGAACAGAUUUACGAUGAUCCUAUGCAGAAAAUUACAGACCUCCAGAAAGAGUUUUAUGAGUUAGAAAGCUUACAUUCCAUUGUGCCUCAAGAAGACAUAGUUUCGAGCUCGUAUAUCAUUCCAGAAAGCCACGAGAUAGUGGACCUGGGCACCAUGGUAAGUUCUACCAGUGAGGAAAAGAAAUUAUUAGAUGCUGACGCUGCCUAUGAAGAACUUAUGAGGCGGCAACAGAUGCAGGUAACAGAUGGAUCCAGUCGUCCACAGACCACCAUCGGGGAUGACAUGACAGAGUCCACUAUGGAUUUUGACAGGGUGCAAGAUGCAUCCUUGACAUCAAGCAUCCUUUCUGGAGCAUCUCUUACAGACUCAACCAGCAGCGCCACUCUCUCUAUCCCAGAUGUUAAGAUAACCCAACAUUUUUCAACAGAAGAACUUGAAGAUGAAUAUGUAACUGAUUAUACCAGAGAAAUUCAAGAAAUAAUUGCCCAUGAGUCACUGAUAUUGACCUACUCCGAGCCUUCAGAAAGUGCUGCGUCUGUCCCCCCGUCCGACACACCUUCUCUUACGUCAUCGAUUUCUUCAGUCUGCACCACCGACAGCUCCUCACCCGUCGCUCCCCUGGACAGCGUAACCGCUGCUUAUACAGAGCCAGUGGGAGGAAUAACUAAAUUUGAAGACUCUGAGGAAAUUUCUUCCUCGACUUAUUUUCCAGGCAGUGCCAUAGACUACCCAGAAGACAUAGGCGUGUCCUUAGAUCGGACCAUCAUGCCUGAAAGUAGAACUGAUGGUGACCAUGCUGUGAUUUACUUCUCUAGUAUGGCCCCUCCUGUUCCAGAAACUGUAGGACCUAAAGCUGACAGGCCACACGUUGACACCGUGUCCACGGACUUACCUACAUCUGAAAAAGAUCCCAUGAAAGGCAAGACAGAAACUGGGGAUGGAAUUAUUCUAGAGGUUUUGGAUGCUUACAAAGAUAAAAGGGAAGAGUCUGAGGCUGAAUUCGCAAAAAUCAGCUUACCUGAAACUGGGUUGAUCCAAACACCUCCUACCGUAAUAGCCCCUCAGAUGAAAGAGCAGCCUGUAUCUCCAUAUUCUGUAUCUGGAAAGGUCUCGGGUCAGGAAAAGCCCACAUAUAGGUUACCAUCAGCUGGUCCUCCUGUUUCUACCCACCCACCUAAAUCUCAUCCAUUUUUCCGAAGUUCUUCUUUGGACAUAUCAGCCCAGCCACCUCCUCCUCCCCCUCCACCUCCUCCUCCUCCUCCACCUCCUCCUCCUCCUCCUCCUCCUCCUCCACCAUUGCCCCCAGCAACUUCACCUAAGCCAACCAUUUAUCCUAAAAAAAAGUUGGCCGCUGAAGCUCCAGUGACUCCAACGACUAUCGCUACAACCCACGUUGAUGUUGUUACUACCGUGGAGGUCACAGCUGUUCGGAGGAGUAAUGGUCUACCUGCAACCAAAGUAUGUGCCGCUGCACCGCCUCCUGUCCCUCCGAAGCCUGCUUCAAUUCCAACUGGACUUGUGUUUACACAUCGGCCAGAACCGAUCAAACCUCCAAUUGCCCCCAAGCCAGUAGUUCCUCAGAUUCCGGUAACUACACCAAAAACAACAGACACAUGCCCCAAACCAACAGGUCUGUCUUUAACUUCAAGUAUGUCCCUAAAUUUAGUGACAUCAGCAGAUUACAAACUGUCCUCCCCUACCUCUCCACUUUCCCCACACUCUAAUAAAUCCUCACCAAGGUACUCUAAGUCUCUAAUGGAGACAUACGUUGUUAUCACAUUGCCCUCUGAACCUGGGACUCCAACAGAUUCUUCUGCUGCCCAAGCCAUUACCAGUUGGCCCUUGGGAUCACCCCCAAAAGAUCUGGUUUCCCUUGAAACAGUGUUUUCUGUAGUUCCUCCUAUGACAACUACAGAAAUUCCAAGUUCUUCACAGCCAUCCCUGUACGCUCCAGGAGCUUUGGAGACAUUUUCUUCUGCCCCUGUUGUGACACCGUCUCUGUUUCAAGGAGCUCCAACAUCACUUACACAGUUCCUUCCAACAGAAGGAUCAAAAACCCAGGUUUCUGCAACCAGAAGCACAGCCCCCAGCAUCGCUCCCAGAAGUGUUUCCAUACCCAUUCCGCCAGAGCCUCUUGCUCUAGACAGGCGUCCGUACAAGGAAAAUGGAAAGUUGCCACUUACUGGUGAUGCCAUUGAUUUACGUACAAUACCAAAAACAGAAGCUAAGGCAGCUGAAAAAUGUAUGGAUCUUUCUGCCUCUGCAAUGGAGGUGAAUAGGCAGACCACGGCAAAUGAAGUUUAUGGGCGACAAAUUAGCGCCAUCCAGCCUUCUAUCAUAAAUCUCAGCGCGGCUGCCUCUUUAAUAACUCCAGUCAGCCUAGACUCCGAGGCAGUGGCGGUUGUCACAUGCACCGAUACUACAACUUACGCAACAGUCACGGGAAGCCAAGUGAGCGGAGAGCGUGCAGGGGCAGCACCGCUCCAGCUUACCGUAGCGAAACAUACAGAGUCACCCUAUAGGAUAGCAGGCGGCCAGACAUUUCCCACAAUCAGAGAUGAAGCACCAAUCAACUUAUCGCUAGGUCCCUCCACUCAGGCAGUGACAUUGGCGGCUACGAAGCCUGUCACUGUGCCUCCUGUCAGUGUCACCAACGGAUGGACUGACAGCAUCGCAUCUCAGGGGAUCACUGAUGGAGAAGCAGCGGUGGAUCUCAGCACAUCCAAGUCUCAUAGGACUGUUGUAACAAUGGAUAAAUCUACUUCCAAUGUGUUGACCAAAAUUAUAGAAGACGACGAGAAGCCUGUUGAUCUGACCGCGGGAAGAAGGGCUGUGUGCUGUGACAUGGUUUAUAAGUUGCCUUUUGGAAGGAGCUGCACAGCGCAGCAGCCUGCCACUACCCUUCCUGAAGACCGCUUUGGUUACAGGGAUGAUCACUAUCAGUAUGAUAGAUCAGGGCCGUACGGUUACAGAGGGGUAGGUGGAAUGAAACCUUCCAUGUCUGAUACUAAUUUGGCAGAAGCUGGACAUUUUUUCUAUAAAAGUAAGAAUGCUUUUGAUUACUCUGGAGGCGCUGAUGCAGCCGUAGAUCUAACUUCAGGGAGAGUAUCUACAGGUGAGGUAAUGGAUUAUUCAAGCAAGACUACAGGUCCAUACCCAGAAACACGCCAAGUCAUUUCAGGAGUUGGGAUUAGUACCCCACAGUAUUCCACAGCGAGAAUGACUCCUCCUCCAGGACCCCAGUAUGGAGUGGGAAGUGUUUUGAGGUCAUCUAAUGGUGUUGUGUAUUCUUCAGUAGCAACUCCAAUCCCCGCCACGUUUGCUAUCACCACUCAGCCCGGCUCCAUUUUCAGUACCACAGUCAGGGAUUUGUCUGGUAUUCAUACAACAGAUGCACUGACUUCACUAUCAGCCCUGCAUCAAAGCCAGCCAAUGCCUCGGUCGUAUUUCCUAACAACAGGUGCAUCAGAAACAGACAUCUCAGUAAGCGGCGUUGACAUCAAUGCAGGUCUGCAAACGAUGACUAUGGAAACUCUCCCUGCUGAGACAAUGGACUCUGUCCCUGCUUUAACCACAGCAUCUGAAGGGUUCUCUGAGGUGGUAGGAGAGGAAAGCACUCUUUUAAUGGUCUCUGAUGAAGAUAAGCAGCAGCAGCAGCUUGACUUGGAGCGAGAGCUCCUGGAGCUGGAGAAAAUUAAGCAACAGCGCUUUGCUGAGGAGUUGGAGUGGGAACGUCAGGAGAUUCAGAGGUUCCGAGAGCAGGAAAAGAUCAUGGUUCAAAAGAAGCUGGAGGAGCUGCAGUCUAUGAAACAGCACCUCCUAUACCAGCAAGAAGAAGAGCGGCAGGCCCAGUUCAUGAUGAGGCAGGAGACGCUAGCUCAGCAGCAGUUACAGCUUGAGCAGAUUCAGCAGCUGCAACAGCAGCUACACCAGCAGCUUGAGGAGCAGAAGCUCCGCCAGAUCUACCAGUACAACUAUGAUCCCUCCGGAAACGCCUCUCCGCAAACCACCACUGAGCAGGCCAUGUUGGAGGGUCAGUAUGCUGCUCCGGAGGGCAGUCAGUUUUGGGCCACCGAAGAUGCCACCACCACAGCUUCAACUGUGGUGGCCAUUGAAAUACCCCAGAGCCAAGGAUGGUACACUGUUCAAUCCGAUGGGGUGACUCAGUAUAUCGCUCCGCCCGGCAUCCUGAGUACUGUUUCAGAGAUACCUCUGACAGAUGUUGUGGUAAAAGAGGAGAAACAACCAAAAAAGAGAAGUUCCGGGGCUAAAGUUCGGGGGCAGUAUGAAGAGAUGGGGGAAAGUCUGGCAGAUGAUCCGCGGAACUUGAAAAAGAUAGUGGACAGUGGCGUCCAAACAGACGACGAAGAAACCGCGGACCGGAGCUAUGCCAGUAGGAGGAGAAGAACUAAAAAGAGUGUUGAUACCAGCGUCCAGACUGAUGACGAAGAUCAGGAUGAAUGGGAUGUGCCUUCUAGAUCAAGGAGAAAAGCCCGUCCGGGGAAGUACGGAGACAGCACCACAGAGGGUGACAAGACCAAACCCCUCUCCAAAGUCUCCAGUGUAGCAGUUCAGACAGUCGCAGAGAUAUCCGUGCAAACUGAACCGGUGGGAACCAUAAGGACACCUUCCAUACGAGCGCGGGUGGAUGCCAAGGUAGAAAUAAUUAAACACAUUUCAGCACCUGAAAAGACUUACAAAGGGGGCAGUUUAGGAUGUCAAACAGAAACAGAUUCAGACACACAGAGCCCUCCUUAUCUGGGUGCCUCCUCUCCACCCAAAGACAAGAAACGCCCAACACCUUUAGAGAUUGGGUACUCAUCAGCUCACCUUCGGGCAGACACCACAGUCCAGCUGGCUCCUUCCCCACCCAAAUCUCCCAAGGUCCUCUACUCACCCAUCUCCCCACUGUCACCAGGCAAAGCAUUAGAAUCAGCCUUUGUACCUUACGAAAAACCCCUCCCUGAUGACGUAAGUCCACAGAAAGUGCUCCAUCCAGACAUGGCUAAAGUGCCCCCAGCAAGUCCUAAGACAGCCAAGAUGAUGCAGCGUUCUCUGUCUGACCCCAAGCCUCUGAGUCCUACAGCAGACGAGCGUUCCAGGGCUCCUUUUCAGUAUUCCGAGGGCUUCACGACUAAAGGUUCUCAAACCAUGACGGCCUCAGGAACCCAGAAAAAAGUCAAGAGAACACUGCCAAACCCCCCUCCCGAGGAGGCAUCUACGGGAACACAGUCCGCUUACAGUACAAUGGGCACUGCGUCCAGGAGAAGAAUGUGCAGAACUAACACCAUGGCUCGAGCCAAGAUUCUCCAGGACAUAGACCGAGAGCUCGACCUCGUAGAAAGGGAAUCUGCCAAGCUUAGAAAGAAGCAAGCAGAACUUGAUGAAGAAGAAAAGGAGAUUGAUGCCAAGCUACGGUAUUUAGAGAUGGGGAUUAACAGGAGAAAAGAAGCAUUGCUGAAGGAGCGAGAAAAGAGAGAGCGUGCCUACCUGCAGGGGGUAGCCGAGGACCGGGAUUACAUGUCCGACAGUGAGGUCAGCAGCACCAGACCAAGCCGAAUAGAAAGUCAGCACGGCAUUGAGCGGCCGAGGACAGCUCCCCAAACUGAAUUCAGCCAGUUCAUACCACCCCAAACCCAAACGGAAGCUCAACUGGUUCCUCCGACGAGUCCUUACACACAAUACCAGUACUCCUCGCCGGCUCUUCCCACCCAAGCACCCACCCCGUAUACUCAACAAUCUCAUUUUCAACAGCAGACGUUGUACCAUCAGCAAGUCUCACCUUAUCAGACUCAACCAACCUUCCAAGCGGUGGCAACCAUGUCCUUCACACCCCAAGCUCAGCCCACUCCAAGCCCACAACCGUCUUAUCAGUUACCGUCCCAGAUGAUGGUGAUACAGCAGAAGCCUCGGCAAACAACAUUGUAUUUGGAACCCAAGAUAACGUCCAACUAUGAAGUGAUUCGCAACCAGCCCCUGAUGAUUGCUCCUGUUUCGACCGAUAAUACGUACGCUGUUUCCCACCUCGGGAGUAAGUACAAUAGCUUAGAUUUGAGAAUAGGCCUGGAAGAAAGAAGCAGCAUGGUGAGCAGUCCAAUAUCAAGCAUAUCUGCAGACUCCUUCUAUGCAGAUAUGGACCACCACACUUCAAGGAAUUACGUCCUAAUCGAUGACAUUGGAGAGAUUACCAAAGGAACAGCUGCACUAAGCACAGCAUUUAGCCUCCAUGAGAAAGAUCUGUCCAAAACAGACCGUCUCCUUAGAACCACCGAGACCCGCAGGUCUCAGGAAGUGACCGAUUUCCUAGCGCCUUUGCAGACUUCCUCCAGACUGCACAGCUAUGUGAAGGCAGAGGAGGACCCGAUGGAGGAUCCUUAUGAGUUAAAGCUUCUGAAACACCAAAUUAAGCAAGAAUUCCGCAGAGGCACGGAGAGCCUCGAUCACCUUGCUGGUCUUUCACAUUAUUACCAUGCCGACACUAGCUAUAGACAUUUUCCCAAGUCUGAGAAGUAUAGCAUCAGUAGACUCACCCUUGAAAAGCAAGCAGCCAAACAAUUACCAGCAGCCAUACUCUACCAAAAGCAAUCAAAGCAUAAGAAAUCGUUAAUUGACCCUAAAAUGUCGAAGUUUUCACCUAUUCAAGAAAGCAGAGAUCUUGAACCCGACUAUCCAAGUUAUAUGAGUUCUAGCACUUCAUCUAUUGGUGGUAUUUCUUCUAGGGCAAGGCUUCUUCAAGACGAUAUCACAUUUGGUCUCAGAAAAAAUAUUACAGAUCAACAAAAAUUCAUGGGCUCAUCACUUGGGUCAGGACUGGGCACAUUAGGAAAUACCAUCAGGUCAGCUCUUCAGGAUGAAGCAGAUAAACCAUACAGCAGUGGAAGCAGGUCCAGGCCUUCCUCCAGACCUUCUUCUGUCUAUGGGCUUGAUUUAUCAAUCAAGAGGGAUUCUUCCAGCUCAUCGUUGAGACUGAAAGCUCAAGAGGCCGAAGCUCUCGAUGUCUCCUUUGGCCACUCAUCAUCUUCUUCCAGAACUAAGCCCACCAGUUUACCAAUCAGCCAGAGCCGAGGAAGAAUACCAAUUGUGGCUCAGAACUCAGAAGAAGAAAGUCCACUCAGUCCUGUUGGCCAACCAAUGGGAAUGGCCAGGGCUGCCGCUGGACCGCUGCCCCCCAUAUCUGCAGACACCAGGGAUCAGUUUGGAUCAAGUCAUUCACUGCCCGAAGUUCAGCAACACAUGAGAGAAGAGUCACGGACAAGAGGGUAUGACCGUGACAUAGCGUUCAUCAUGGAUGAUUCCCAACACGCUAUGUCUGACAGCGAAGCCUACCACUUGCGUCGGGAGGAAACGGAUUGGUUUGAUAAACCCAGGGAGUCUCGCUUGGAAAAUAGCCAUGGUCUGGACCGGAAAUUGCCAGAAAGAUUGGUUCACUCUAGACCCCUCAGUCAACAUCAAGAGCAGAUUCUGCAAAUGAAUGGCAAGAUGAUGCACUACAUCUUUCCUCAUGCAAGAAUAAAAAUAGCCAGAGACUCCAAGGAUCACACAGUUUCAGGUAAUGGGCUAGGAAUUAGAAUUGUUGGUGGUAAAGAAAUCCCUGGACAUGGUGGAGAAAUUGGAGCCUAUAUUGCUAAGAUUCUUCCCGGUGGAAGUGCAGAACACACGGGAAAACUUAUAGAAGGGAUGCAGGUUUUGGAAUGGAACGGGAUCCCCUUAACCUCUAAGACAUACGAGGAAGUACAGAGCAUCAUUAAUCAGCAGAGUGGGGAAGCAGAAAUAUGUGUAAGACUGGACCUCAAUAUGUUGUCAGAUUCAGAAAACCACCAGCACCUGGAACUGCACGAGCCACCGAAAGUUGUGGACAAGGCAAAGUCCCCAGGGGUUGAUCCCAAGCAGUUGGCGGCGGAGCUGCAGAAGGUCUCACUCCAGCAGUCCCCACUGGUCAUGUCGUCAGUCGUGGAGAAAGGGUCUCAUGCCCAUUCAGGUCCCACGUCAGCAGGAUCCAGCUCUGUUCCCAGCCCUGGGCAGCCAGGGUCGCCCUCCGUGAGCAAGAAAAAGCAUGGAAGCAGCAAGCCUACUGAUGCAGCAAAGGUUGCCUCUCAUCCAAUUACAGGAGAAAUUCAGCUUCAAAUCAACUAUGACCUUGGAAACCUUAUAAUACAUAUUCUUCAAGCAAGAAAUCUUGUCCCUAGAGACAACAAUGGUUACUCUGACCCUUUUGUUAAGGUGUACCUACUUCCGGGGCGAGGUCAAGUCAUGGUUGUCCAGAACGCAAGUGCUGAGUACAAGAGGAGGACUAAAUAUGUCCAGAAGAGUCUUAAUCCUGAAUGGAAUCAAACAGUAAUUUAUAAAAGUAUUUCCAUGGAGCAGCUCAUGAAGAAGACAUUGGAGGUGACAGUUUGGGAUUACGAUAGAUUCUCUUCCAACGACUUCCUUGGAGAGGUGUUGAUCGAUCUGUCCAGCACCUCUCACCUGGACAACACUCCUCGGUGGUAUCCACUGAAGGAACAGACCGAGAGCAUUGACCACGGCAAGUCUCACUCCAGUCAAAGCAGCCAGCAGUCCCCAAAGCCCUCUGUCAUCAAAAGCAGAAGCCAUGGUGUCUUCCCUGACCCAUCCAAGGACAUGCAAGUUCCCACCAUUGAGAAAUCCCACAGUAGUCCUGGUAGCUCAAAAUCAUCAUCCGAAGGCCAUCUCCGAUCUCAUGGACCAUCUCGCAGUCAAAGCAAAACCAGUGUCACUCAAACCCACCUGGAAGACGCAGGGGCUGCCAUAGCCGCGGCCGAAGCCGCCGUGCAACAACUCCGCAUUCAACCAACCAAUGGCAACCACGACCAAAGCCAGCUAGCCCUCAGGAAGGUGAUGUCCGAUGGACCAGUCAAGCCAGAAGGAGCCAAGCCCGCCAAUCACCGGCCUGCAGAGAGCUCCGUGUCCACCGGCUCCUCGGGCAGCAGCGUUGGCAGUGGAUACAGCAUGGACAGUGAAGGAAGCAGCUCCGCGCCAGGGGAAACUAAUCUACUUCCUAUCCCAAGGAUAGGAAAGAUGGGACAGAAUGGACAAGACCCUGUGAAGCAGCCAGGAAUGGGAGCGGCAGACACAGAAGCCAAAACUCAAGUAAUGGGAGAAAUCAAGCUAGCCCUGAAAAAGGAAAUGAAGACAGAUGGCGAACAACUAAUAGUUGAAAUUCUCCAGUGCAGAAAUAUUACCUACAAAUUUAAGUCUCCGGAUCACUUACCAGAUUUAUAUGUGAAAAUAUAUGUGAUAAACAUCUCUACUCAAAAGAAGGUUAUCAAGAAGAAGACAAGGGUAUGCAGGCAUGACCGAGAGCCUUCCUUCAACGAAACCUUCAGGUUCAGCCUGAGUCCUGCGGGUCAUUCCCUUCAGAUUUUGCUUUUCUCCAAUGGAGGGAAGUUCAUGAAGAAGACUUUGAUUGGAGAAGCCUGUAUCUGGCUUGACAAAGUGGAUCUGAGGAAGAGAAUAGUGAACUGGCACAAGCUUUUAGUCACGCCUACUCAAACACACUGAAGCUGUGUCUGCUCAGGGUGUGGAAGCGGAGCUCCGUAGCCUCAGAGGGAGACAUGACUCCUAAAGUUCACGUGUUGGAAGCAAACCGAUGAAAACAGGCCCUGGAUUUCUCAAAGCUGUGAAGAGAAGAUGCUUCAGAAGGAGAUUUGACUUUUUGACGUGGCAGUCUUGGAGCAACCUGGGCUGAAGCUAAUGAAGAGGCACACGGGUUUUUCUAUGGCGGUCAGAGGUAGAGUAAAGGCAAUUGUGUGUGCACACAGAAACCUUGUUCCAAAAGACGGGUCGAGUGAAGCUCGAUUUUGAAAAGUACAAAACUCUUUGUCUUAUACUCUCAUAAAACUUCCUGCUUUGGAAUUCUGACCUAAGAUGCAUUUAUGAGCUGUCUACAGGACCAGAAGGUGACUGUGUUUAUGGAGAAAAAGCAGGAGUUGUGACCAAUGGAUUGUAGACUGGACCGUGCAUGUUUUCCCUAUGUCUACAUUAGGAAGCUAUCCAGCGCCAGGUCUGGAUUCUAUACGACAGAAGCACAUCUCCUUUUGGUGUAACUUAAAAUAGUGAAGAGUGAAGAUAAUCGUAGGUUAAAAUUACACUGUAUUUACCUAGAAAUAAAACAAAAACUAGUGACUGGAUAUUAAAAAAGAAUGCUGACCCGCAAAACAUGUACCUUGUUUGAAACCAUUACAAUCUCCAUAACGUUCCACUAAGUCGAGGCACUUUCAGCACAUCAAGGCGUCUAGAUUAAUUGGUGUGUCCUAUGAGGAGGUUUGCUCAUUCAUGAGGAGCUGCCCUACAUGCGUCAUUCUACGUAUUUCCUUCCUCUUGCAUAAUGUAUUGUCAGAGACAUCAAAUUAUUCUGGCAAAAAAAAAUCAUAUUUAUCAUAUGACACUGAUUAAACUGCUGUCACUUUCUAAUUUUUCUGUGGUUUUUCUCUAUACUCAGUAAAAAUAUAAUGAACACCCUGACAAUACCCUCAAGUCCUUUCUCCUGUUCUGCUUUCUUGGUGAUAAUAUCAUCGUGAGAAAGCUAAUGUUGGGAAAGGCUGGGAAGAGUCAAUGUUGGAAAUUAAAAUACAUUUGAUCUAUUUAAUAAUACAGAACCAAACAACCAAUGUGUGCAUCGCCAAAACGAAGCACUCUCUCCCUACCAACCACCAGUGUCAAUAAAUAAAAAGUAGCAUGGAGCCGCGGGACAUGCACUCAGCCGAGGCUGAAGUCCUGGCGUCUGGUUCUGAUUCUGCUACUGACCUUGCACGUUUCCACUUCUCAAAUGCAGAUCAAAUUCACUUCCCCCUAAAUAAUGGUGUUUUCCGAUCCCUCCUAACAGGAUGCCAGGAUGCUCAAAUAAAGAGGCCUAGGAACUAAGAAAGCACAUUCCCAAAUACUGCUUUAAAUACAAAUUGAAAGACAAUUAUUGUGUAGCUUUUUAAUUCACAAAUUUUAUAUGUGAGAAACAACUUCCGACCAAGGAUAAGCAUGAAUAAAAACAGUAAAUUGUUCCAAGACUCAUUUUAUUCAACUUCUACUUAAAUAGACUUCCAUUUAACCUGAAAAAGACAGAAUGUUAAAUAAAAGUUAUUUGUCAUACAAAAUUUUCUGAAGCCACAGCUCUUAUUCCACUACCACAUUCUACCCAAAAUAAACAAAAUUGUUUUUCAAAGUAUUUGAACUAAAAAUUGCUAGUUUAUUUAAGAUGAGGUUUUAUUGGGAUUGUAGGAAAUCAUCUCAAAAAUAUUGGCUGGAUAUUGAAUUUUCUCAUUUUUAGAGAAAAACAUUAAAUUUGAAAGUAAUGCAAGACCCUAGAAGUAAACAUUUCUAGUAUAUGCCAAAUUGUAUAUCUUACGAGUGUAUCAUUAAAAAAAAUACAAGUUCACUUUUCUUUGUCCUAAAAUAGCAACAUUCUCUUUCCCCUAUUUUCUUUCUUCUCCUCUCCCAAUGCAAUACCAUUUACCACUGAUAGUCUUCUAAGUGAACAUGGGAGAUGCAAAUUUUCGAAGAUAGGAUAUUGCUAACAUUUAUUUUUAGAGACUACUAGAUAUAUUGGUGGUUGUCAUGGAUAUUUCCAGCAGACACUCGUACUGGAAACCUCUAACCAGUCACAACUGGGGAAGAAAGGAGUCCAAAAGGAUGUGGGACAUCAAAAGCUCUUCACAGGCAACUGGGGUCCAUCUCUUAACCUGCUCUACAGUCUCUGGUACUCCGAGGGUUUGGUGGAAGGUUAUACAGCCAGAUAGCUCACUAUGUUCUUGUCACAACCACACACUCAGAAGGCCCACCAGAGUAAAUUCAACAGGAGUAGCUCUUACACCUGAAAUAAUGGAAGCCCUUCUAGGGCAGCGGCCCCUCCACUCCAAGGGACUAGCAAUAGGGCUAGAUCAAUGAGAUCAAUCGAGAGUCAACGACAGGACUACUUAUCAUGCACCAGCAUUCCCCUUGAAAAAGGUCCUGCCAGUGUGCCAGUGUGCAGCUGACCGGGCUCCUAGGUUGUAACUGGACUUGUUCUAUGCAACACCAACUCCUACAGGAAUGCACUUGGAGGGAUGCCACUCGCCCUUCUCACCACGGAACUCUUUCUUUUUUAAUUGCAAAUAGGGCUCUUAGUGAUUUUUUUACUUUUUUUGGUAAAUAACACAACACAUGAUUUUCCAUUUUUUUAUUUUAUGUUUUAUUAUUAGAAUUAGCUUUUCUAUCUUAACAGUAAUAAAGUUUAUAAUCUCUAAUCUCUAGGCUAUCAAUCUUCUUGCAGCACUUACACCUUGAGAAGCAUUUAGUUUUCCCUACUGGUCCACUGAGUCGUCAAAGAUGGAAGUCACUUGUUGGUUUAAAGAUGAGUAGUAAAGAAUCUUUCAAUUGGACAAGAAAAAGUACAGAGUGAACUUUUAUAAAAACAGGGAAUUAAAGAAUCAUUGCUACAGAUGAUUACGUGACACUCAUAGCAAGAAGUUGGUGUUUUCUCUGAUUUUACUUAAUAUUAAGAAAAAUUUUGGUGACUCUGAACUUGUUUGAUUAGCAUUUCUGUUUAAAAGAACAAUACUCAACAUUAAGAGAUAGCACUUGCCCUCGAUCCUUAAUACGGUCCAUAUUUUAGUAAUUAAUGAUAGUUAAAUAUACAUCCCCUGCAUAUCUAUGAGGUUGAUUUGGGGAAUCACACACACUAGCAUAAUUGUAUCCUGGGAAAAUUAUAGCUGGUAACCAGCUGAUAUUGAUUUUCAUUAUAGAAUGGCUGUUAUGAUGUUGGUGGUAGCCAUAGUAACAAUAGUGGUGGCAGUGAUGUGAAGUAAAAUAAAUGAUUUGUUACUAUAUUGUGCCCAAUUUAUGAGAAAUGAUUUAACCAAUGCUUCGUUUCAUUAAAAUACCAUAAAGAUGUCUAUAGUAUUUUUUUACUUUAUUAUUUAAAUCAUAACUAACAAUAUUUUUAAAAACUUAUUUUAAUUGCUAUAAUGUCAAAUAGUCCAAAAUUAGCCAACUACAGCAACAUGUGUUUAUAAAUAUAUGUAUGAUGGAAGAGACUUUCCCUCCUUUUGAGUUUGAAAUGAAAGUGAACGCUUGAUAACUCAUCAGGAGCUUUUCCCUGAGUAAUUGUUGGCCUUUAGUGUAACAAGAAUGAAUGAGUGAACCUGACAGUCUCAUGGAAUAUGACAUAUCUACGUUUUCUGUAUGUCUCGUGUGGCUGUUGUUAAAGAUGCACAGUCAACAAAAAUCGUUUAAUCAAGUUCUUUAUCCGAUAGGUAGCCUGAGAGCAUUUUUCUGAAUCUGUUGCCCUGUAUAUAGCUAGACCUCUGAUAACACAGCAGCUGUUGAACUAACCCCAUCCUCUGGAAGUCAGCAUGUGAUUGUGAUUCUCAUUCAACUGUGUCUGUGUUCAGUGAUGUGCUCAGGUGCUCCCAUACUGACCAAUGUGUGUGCUAAUAUCUUACCAAUACGUCUCUUUCAAAGGGUGUUUCUUGUCUAAGUUUAAAGCCUAAUAAAAUUUGUUUCCAAUAAAACACGAAGUACUUGGAGAUGCGUCCCAUUUCUGACCAUGUGUUGCAUGCUUUCUUGGUGAUUUGCUAAUCUCUUUAUUAUUUAUUUGUCUACCUAACGCUCUGAAAAAAUUUUAAUGAACAAAUGCAAAUUCUUGGGCUAUUUAUUGUAUAAAAUGACCUGAAAAUACAUGAGAAUUGUGUAGAACAAAAUGCUUGUAAAUGUGUCUUGAGUUUCACUCUAUGUAAAAACAUGUAUUGGUUUUGUGACCGUACACAAGUUGUAUCUUGAUAACUUAUGAAAACUGUGCUGUAUAAAGGUUGUUGUAUCAGCCUUAUUAAUAAAUAUUGAAACUAUCA
Messenger RNA from Chionomys nivalis (European snow vole), 20087 nucleotides. RefSeq names its product piccolo presynaptic cytomatrix protein (gene Pclo). Gene Ontology annotation, biological process: protein localization to synapse; presynaptic active zone assembly. Gene Ontology annotation, molecular function: structural constituent of presynaptic active zone; protein binding; metal ion binding. The coding region runs from base 256 to 15768 and encodes 5170 amino acids. The record is from RefSeq and is a predicted model, not a curated record. NCBI's taxonomy places the organism in Eukaryota, Metazoa, Chordata, Mammalia, Rodentia, Cricetidae. The transcript is spliced from 26 exons. Gene Ontology annotation, cellular component: axon; GABA-ergic synapse; glutamatergic synapse.